CAGAUGGAUUAUACUCCGAGCAGCCCUCUGGGUUGAGAUCAGUAAACAGGCGAGAGUUGAGGGGGGAAAGUUCCAGGGGUGGAUCCUGCGCACACGCACACACACCGCACACGCGCGCACAGACACACACGCACACUCUGCCCGCAAGCUGCCCUCGGAAAAGGCUCUUUUCUUUUCGCUCCGAUCCCUUUUUCAAAUUUAUCCGAAAAGUUUCGAUUUCGUGUCCUUCCAGCCUCUUUUCCCCCCCCCUCCCCAGCCACCACCUACCCUCCCUCCCGCCCUCCUCCCUCCCUCCCCCGGCCGGUCCCCGCCGCCCUGCCCCGCACGGUUUGGGGCAUGCCUGUGAGCAUGUUCAGCAUCGACAAUAUCCUGGCGGCCAGACCUCGCUGCAAGGACUCGGUGCUGCUGCCCCCGAGCGCCGCGCCCGUCGUCUUCCCCAACCUCCACGGGGACUCGCUCUACGGCAGCGCCUCCGACUACGGCGGAUUUUACUCGCGGGCGGUGGCUCCCGCCUCCGCGCUGCCGCCGGCCGUCACUGGAUCUCGGCUCGGCUACAACAACUACUACUACGGGCAGCUGCAUGUGCCGGCGUCCCCCGUGGGCCCUUCGUGCUGCGGGGCCGUGCCGCCCCUGGGCGCUCAGCAGUGCUCCUGCGUCCCCCCCGCAGGUUACGAGGGCACUGGGUCAGUCCUGAUGUCCCCUGUUCCCCAUCAGAUGUUGCCCUACAUGAACGUGGGCACUUUGUCCCGGACGGAGCUGCAGUUACUGAACCAGCUGCACUGCAGGCGAAAAAGACGGCACCGGACUAUCUUCACUGACGAGCAGCUGGAAGCGCUGGAAAACCUCUUCCAGGAAACGAAAUACCCAGACGUGGGCACGAGGGAACAGCUGGCCAGAAGGGUGCACUUAAGAGAGGAAAAAGUGGAGGUUUGGUUCAAAAACCGCCGGGCGAAGUGGAGGAGGCAAAAGCGAUCAUCUUCGGAGGAAUCAGAAAACGCUCAAAAGUGGAAUAAAGCGUCUAAAACGUCACCGGAGAAGAGACAAGAGGACGGGAAAAGUGACUUGGACUCUGACAGCUGAUACUUCUUAGUGGGGGGGACAUUUCCCGUGGACUGUCGGAUACGCUCCAGAGGAUGCUACUAAUCUUGCACAAGAUCUGCCUUGUUGGAGGGGGAAAAUAUCUGUAUAUAAUGUACAAUGCCCCGAGCUAAUUCCGUGUAAAUAAAAUGUGUUGCGGAGGUGUUGCACAGG
This is a messenger RNA of Camarhynchus parvulus, 1251 nucleotides long. RefSeq names its product goosecoid homeobox (gene GSC). NCBI's taxonomy places the organism in Eukaryota, Metazoa, Chordata, Aves, Passeriformes, Thraupidae. The coding region runs from base 337 to 1080 and encodes 247 amino acids. Gene Ontology annotation, biological process: regulation of transcription by RNA polymerase II. Gene Ontology annotation, cellular component: nucleus. The transcript has 3 exons. Gene Ontology annotation, molecular function: RNA polymerase II cis-regulatory region sequence-specific DNA binding; DNA-binding transcription factor activity, RNA polymerase II-specific. The record is from RefSeq and is a predicted model, not a curated record.